Hydractinia symbiolongicarpus is the source of this 4586-nucleotide messenger RNA. RefSeq lists its product as uncharacterized. The transcript is spliced from 15 exons. The record is from RefSeq and is a predicted model, not a curated record. Bases 1150 to 4260 code for a protein of 1036 amino acids. Lineage: Eukaryota; Metazoa; Cnidaria; Hydrozoa; Anthoathecata; Hydractiniidae.
AUAAUGCAAAAUGGAUGUUAUAUCCAUAUGUACGGAGAUAUUAGAAUGGAUAUAAUAUCCAUUUCUAGAGAAAAUGGAUAUAAUAUUGAAUUUGAAACGACGAGAACUGGCAGCGUCCCAAUAAUAGCACAUUGAGGUUUUAGUUAUGGAUACGAGGCUGUUUGAAGAGAGUUUCGGAACUGCGAAACAAACCUGGCCAACGAAGACGGUUCUCUUUUUUGCGUUUGCUUCUAGAUUAAAAUAAGUUCAAUUCAAGUGUGUUUUGUGAUAAUGUAGUGUUGAUUUAUGUAUUUUUUGUUGGUUAGAAGUUUCUGCAUAAGAAGCAACUAGAUGUCCUGACUCUUAGUAGGUGUUGGUGUGGCAAUUAUUGUAAAGACAACUCCAUCCCAUAUCUGCCCAUUUUUUUUCUUUUGUACUUUUUUUAAACAGCAAUAUUAGCUACCUAUAGCUAACUAGCUAUGGGAUACAUUUACGGUGACUUCAUUGGAUAACAAGGCAGGAACAUAGCUAGUAAGGGUCUAAAAAUAAUAUAAAUAAGCCCUCUUCUUCUUGGCUUAGCUAGCUAAAAAAUAUCACAGUCGGUGAUAUUCAGGGCUGAUACAGGGAGUACUCAAUUUUCCUUGUGUUCUUUCUUGUUCUUCUAUUGCCUGUGAGGAUGCACGCACAUAAACACUCACAACUCAUCUAUCGAUGCAGGAUAGCUAAUGAUAUGGCAUGUAAAAACUAGCACCACACCACUUCACUAAUUACACUGAAAAUAUUUUUUAAAUUGUUGUCUUUUGUCAGAUCACGAAAUUAUAAGCAACCUUCUUUAAACCCAACAAGAAGUAAAAACUAUCAGAGGUUUAUCUGUUAUUAUAUAAAUGGUUUAGGAAAAAUAAUAAUAACAACAAAAACCUAUAAUUAGGGGAUUGUUCCACUGUGGCCAUUAGAACAAAAAAAAAAUAAAGAAAAGAAAAAUCUUAUAGACUGCCUCAGCUUAAUCACAUAAUUUUGCUAGUAGCCUAGUACAGUUAAAAAAUGUAUUUUGUGAUAGUCCCUUGCUUUUCUUUCUUGCAGGGCUUUUGCGUCUUGAUCCGUAUUAGAAAAACGUGGUAAAUUAUCUUUCUGACUAAACUUUCUUUAUAGUAGGUAAAAACUAAAAUCGAGAUGGGACCAAAGAAAAAAGCUGGUGGUCAGAAGCUGAGUGACUAUUUGUCUGUACCUAGUCGUCACUUAUUGUUAAAAAUGCAAGAAGAGGAAGGCAGGGUUUUUAAAGAUCCCAAUAUUCUCAAAGCAAUCUACCAAGCAAAAUUAGAAAGAUCAAUGGAUAGCCGCACGUCUUCAACGUCAAAUUCUGCCAGUUCUGAUUCUUUUAUUAGUAGUAAUAGUACACCAUGCUUUGCAAGUUCAAAAUUAGGUAAACAAUCCUUAUUAACAUCAAGUAUGGUCGCACUUCUAAAUGAAAAGAAGAAGAAAAGUGUGUCAUUAAAGAAAAAGAUAGUUCCCUUUGUGAUGUCAAGGAGUGGAACUUACAAAUCUAAGAGACCAGUGAAGUUAGUAAAUGAAAGGGAUAAAAAAAUUGAAUUGACUGCUCCACAAUUACAAAUGGAUGUCUGCGAAACACCCAGUAUGCCUGAAUAUGUUAUGGAAAACAGCGAAGAAGGUUGGGGUGUAUUCAUAUAUAAAUGUGAAUUCAUUGAAGCUUUGGUGUCAUUUCGAGUUUUAGUUUAUAUAUGUUUUACUUUAGCUUUAAACAGACAACUGCAAUUAUCAGAGAAAUUUUUGGGCGAAAUUUCAACUAACCGGAAAGCUCCUAUAACCUGGGCUGAAAGAGCAAGUAGAUUUCAAACAUCUUUCAUAGCAGAACGUGAGCAGUUGCACAAAGCAUUUAUGCUAUCACAAAAUCCAGGGCAUAGUUCAUGCACUAACUGUCAUGAAGCUGAGUGUUCUGUGAUCUGUAUGGAUUGUAAGCAGUACAAACACCUUUGUAUUGUCUGUGAUGAGAUGCUACAUUCACAUCAACCAUUUCAUGAUCGCAUUGGUUAUGUUAAUGGAGAAAUGGUUGAGUUAAAACCAAUACAGUCAAUUGAUUUCAAUGGAAAUUUAAUCGAAUUUGAAAAGCAUGUACCACUGGCAGUAAAGAGUUGUCCACAGUGUGGUUCUUCUAUUUUCCAUAAAAGAACUGACAACAGUCGUAUUAUAUCUGUUAUUUCAUUUAAAGGACGUUACGAUUUGUUUGGUUUUUCCUGCAUUUGUGUCCAAUGCUCAGCUACCUUCGAUCCAUUGACAAUAGAAAACAUUGUUGAAAGCAAUUAUUGGCCAAUGACUGUAAAACGCAUUAACACAAUCAUUGAUAUUGCUUUGUUGGAAUUUUUAACCAAACUUCAACAAAGGAUGCCAGGUUCAUCAGAGCAUAGUUUAUUAUCAACACUCAAAAUGUUAUCUACAGAUAAUGGUCGGUCCUCAAGCAUAAACAACACUGCAUUCUGUACAUCUUGGAGAGAAUACAAAUUUUGCAUGCAUAAGAUGGACAUGCUGCAGCAGAAAAAUUGGAUGGAAUGUCCUUCGUGUCAUAAUGAUCAACAUUCUUGUCAUGUAGAUGGAAACAACAAAUUGUAUCGCUACAAAUCUGCUGGUAAUAAAAGCUCUGGGCCAUCGUUCUAUCAAGAUUUAUUUAUUUGUGAUUCGGAAUGUGUGGAAAGAACUGUAGACAAUGUAUAUUCAAAGAAGUCCGGUUAUGUAAAGACUAAGAAUGACUGUGGUAACACUGUCUGGAGGGCUGCUAAGAACACUGCAAAGCAUAAUAACAAAUUAGAUGUUACUGGACUGAGUUAUUGUGCAUGCAGACACUGUGUUGCUCAAAAGGGACUGAAUAUGACUCAGGGAGAAAUAUUUGCAUACUCAUAUCACCUACAAUCUUCCUUUAUGACUUUAAAUAAAGUAAAGUAUUUUUGGUGUGAUGUUGCUUGCAAAUAUUAUCCAUGGUUAGCAGAUGUUGAUGUGAACCUCAGCCGAUCUAUGACUCCAGCAUUAUCAGUUAUGCAUGCAAAGGCACAUUCAUCAUCAUGUCAGAUACUCUGGGACGGUCGUAUGAAGAGUGGCACAGGUUUGACAACUGGUGAGGAGGUGGAGCAGGUCAACAGUUAUUUGUCUCGUUUAGGAAAUUCAACAAAGCAUCAGUUGCGUGAAGUUCGAAAUGAUACAAUUACCUGCAUGGUAUUGUCUUGGAAUCGUCAGAAAGUCAUCAAAUUAUCAUCCACAUUAAAAAAGAAAUUCUUUAAGACAAAAAAGUUGUUGGCUUUAUCGAAAACACAGCUGGAAGAUAAAAUGAUGGGAAAGGGGUGUGCGUUUCAGGAACAGAAUAUAUUAAAAUGGAAAGAAGAACUUAUUUUUUGGGCUAAAGAAUCCCAGAAUGACAACAGGAAAAUCUUCACUGAAAUGGAAGAGUUGGUCGUGUUAUCUUGUUAUCUAGGGACAAGUGAUAUUUUAUCUAAGGAACUAACAGAAUUGUUAAUUGGCACACCUUAUCUGCGAAACACAAAUCAACAAAAUUUCGAAAGAGCAACGUUUCUCAGAUCUAAAGUAUCAUCUGAACCUACCUUGGACGAUGUUGUUCCUAUAAAAAGGAAGUUUCUGCAGAUCUUCCAAGAUGAAACCGAAAAAGCAUAUUCUGGCAUAGCCCAAAGUAACAUGCAGAUGUCAAAGUUAGCAGACUCCUGUAAAAUGAGAAAAAGAAUUCGACUUAAAACGUCUGAAGAGAAAAAAAAACUUAGCAAAUUUAUCAGGAAAUAUAAUCAAGUUGCUGAUGAAGUGGGUGUGGCUACAAUUAAUGUAGAUGUUGGAAGAGACAACUUUGACUUUCCGUGGCUAGAAGAGGAAGGUCAUGAAGGAUUAUCGAUGAACUUUAAACGUUCUGUUGUCAUUCUUUUUGAACUGAUAAAACGAUGCGAAGAAGAAAUCGAAAUUUUGCAAAGAGAAAUGACAAACUAUCUGUCGUAUUACAAAAACGUGAUUGUUAAACUUGAAGAAUCUACGAAAGUGAUUCAACAGACUCCAAAUGUGAUAUCCCAAUCGAAAAUUCUCUUCAUAAAAAAAGGUGUACGAUUUGCAAAAAAACAAUUAUUGAAUGGUUACCAACAUUUUUUGGACAUAAUGAAGACGAAUACCGACAGUACCUAUAGUGUAGAAGAAUUGACUGAUGAAGAUGAUUCCGACAAUGACCUUGAUAGUGAUGAUGAUGAUAGUGAUGAUUCGAUUUCAGAAAACGAAUACGAGUAAUUAGUUGUAAAUAAAUAACUUAUUUGUUUUUGGAUUGCCGUUUUUACACCUUUCAGCAAUUUCCUAAUUAUUUUACUCUAUUAUCCCAUCAGUUUAAUCAAGAUAUCGAUUAAAUAUUUGCAUUCUUCGAAUUCUACCAUGGGGUUCUUUUGCUACGUAAAACAUGACUUCUUAAUUUCGCAUGAGUUUUUAACUCCAAGGAGAUUUUAGUAUCUUUCUGUGUUUAUAUAUAAUUGUAUUUUUAACAAAAAGAGUAAAAUAUGUAAACAGUAUAUUAUUCAAACAUUCACGAAAUCGAAGUAUAACUUCUUUCUAAUUUCACAGUA